AUCGCUUCACAUCCCGGUUCACCUCCAACACCAUGGUCAAGAUCACUUUGGCUGCUGCCCUCCUCGGCGCUUCUGUCCUCGGCGUUGCCUCUGCCCAGUCUGCCGCUGGGGCUGCUCCGCUCUCUCACUACCUGUGGCCUCUUCCCAAAUCGGUGGUCGAUGCUGGCCAGGCCGUCUCGGUCUCUGGCUUUUGGCUCGACUUUAGCUCGUCGAAUGCCCAACUCGAGAACGUCGUCAUGUCGGCCUACAAUCGCUUCGACAAGAGUGCCAAGAUCAAGAAGGCUUACGGCGGCGACGGCCCCACCGUCCCCGUCAAAGUCGCGAUCCAGAAGAAAGUCCAGGCCGUCCCCGCCGAGCUGCCGGGCAUCGACGAGUCCUACACCCUUGCCGUUACUCCCAAGAAGGUCACUAUCACCGCUGCUACCCAGGCCGGCGCUGUCUAUGCUCUUCAGACUCUGUCGCAGCUCAUCACCAAGGACGGCAAGCUCCGCACCGGCACCAUCACCGAUGCUCCGCGCUUCUCUUACCGUGGCCUGAUGCUUGACACUGCCCGCAACUUCUUCCCCGUCGAGGAUAUCAAGCGCAUCAUCGACGGUCUGGCCUACUCCAAGCUCAACGUUCUCCACUGGCACAUCUACGACUCCCAGUCGUUCCCGAUCAAAUGGGACAAGUACCCCCAGCUCCUCAAUGCCGCCUACAAAGACGCCAGCGGCAAGCCCAAGGUCUACACCAAGCAGGAUGUCCAGAGCAUCAUCAAGUACGCCUUUGAGCGCAACGUCCGUGUGAUUCCCGAAUUCGAGACCCCCGGCCACAAUGCCGUCUUUGGCCACGUCGACCCCUCCUUCACUCUCGACUGGAACCAUUCGCCCUGGGACGGCAACAACGCCGAGUACUCCAACACCACCCUCCCUGGCGAGACAGGCCCUGUCAUUUGGUGGGGCCGCCACCACUGCAACCAGCCUCCAUGCGGCCAGCUCAACGUCCAGAAUCCCAAGGCCAUGGCCUUCCUGGACGAGCUCAUCACCGAGAUUGGCUCGUGGUUCGCCGAUCCCGUUGUGCAUGUCGGCCAUGACGAAGUCAACCUCCGCGGCUAUGGGCUUGCUCCCGACAACUGGGACGUCGUUCCCCAGGACCUCAUCCAUCCUCUGAUGCGCGAGUUUGAGCCCAAGCUCCUCAACAUCCUCAAGAAGAACAAGAAGACAUGGGCCUCUUGGGACGAGAGUCUGACUGACUUUGGCAUCGCCGACAUUGUCCCCAAGGACGGCAUCAUCACCCAGUGGCGUGCUGCCGAUGCCCCUGUCAACGCCUUGGCGGCCGCAGGCUUCCAGAACAUCGUCAUUGCCAACUCUGACUACUACUAUCUCGACUGCUCGCCCUCGGCGCGCUGGUGCUCGAGCGACUUUGAGCGCACCGUCCCGGCCGACAAGUACGAUCUUCCCGGCUAUGCCACCUUUUCAGGCCAGUGGCACAACUGGACCAAGAUCUACAACUUUGAUCCGCUCGCCGACGUCCUGCCCCAGUACCACGGCAACGUCCGCGGCGGCUUCGGCGCCCUGUGGUCCGAAACCAUCAAGCGCAAUAACCUCGACCGCUUCGCCUUCCCUCGAGUCUCGGUCAUCGGAGAGACCCUCUGGUCGUAUGGCAGCGUCAAGUACAGCGAGGCCGUCACUCCCCUGCGCCUGGAGCGCUUCCGCGCCUCACUCGUCAACGAGCUCAACAUCGAUGCUGCCACUCUCGACUACCUCGGCAACAAAGAGCCCACGAUCUACCGCCCCGAGAUCUGCGACGGUGAGGGUACCACCGCUCCUUUCCAGAAGACCAACGAGUGCUGCUUCCCCGGCGAGCCCCUCACCGGCGGCGACGGUGGCCCGCUCCUGCCCCCUGCGUACUAUGAGGCUCCCACGGACUACUGCCGCAUUGCUGGCAGCUAUGACACCGAUGCCAUCGUCCACAACAACCCCAGCCCCGUCCCCUAUCCUCUUUAAUGCGAAUAGCGCCCCCGCCUAUGCUGGGUACGGCCACUUCCUCACCUGUUGCGCCUGCCUGAUUUCUAUGUCCCCCACACCAACUGCUUUGUACUCGUAAUCGAUCCUGUCCAGAGUCUAUGUGAGCAAUAAAGCGAGAAAAGCGGGAUGCCGGCUUUCUCGACGUACUUGAUGGAUGA
Messenger RNA from Polychytrium aggregatum, 2164 nucleotides. RefSeq names its product glycoside hydrolase superfamily. Bases 33 to 1985 code for a protein of 650 amino acids. Gene Ontology annotation, cellular component: membrane. NCBI's taxonomy places the organism in Eukaryota, Fungi, Chytridiomycota, Chytridiomycetes, Polychytriales. The transcript has 3 exons. Gene Ontology annotation, biological process: carbohydrate metabolic process; glycosaminoglycan metabolic process. The record is from RefSeq and is a predicted model, not a curated record. Gene Ontology annotation, molecular function: beta-N-acetylhexosaminidase activity.